Messenger RNA from Emiliania huxleyi CCMP1516, 528 nucleotides. RefSeq lists its product as hypothetical. The transcript has a single exon. The coding region runs from base 1 to 528 and encodes 175 amino acids. Lineage: Eukaryota; Haptophyta; Isochrysidales; Noelaerhabdaceae. The record is from RefSeq and is a predicted model, not a curated record.
AUGGCCAUCGACGCCUUUGCGCGGCAGGCGCUCUGGCAGGCGGGGCUCGACUACCUGCACGGCACGGGGCACGGCGUGGGGGCGGCGCUGAACGUGCACGAGGGGCCGCACUCGAUCUCGGCGCGGUGGGGCAACACGUGCGGCCUCGAGGAGGGGAUGAUCUGCUCCAACGAGCCGGGCUACUACGAGGCGGGCGCCUUUGGCAUCCGGAUCGAGAACCUGCUGGUGGCGCGCGCCGCGCCGACGCCGAACGCCUUCAACGGCAAGGCGUACCUCCGCUUCGACCAGCUGACACACGUGCCCAUCCAGGCGUCGCUCCUCGAGCCGUCCCUCCUCACCAGCGCAGAGGUGGAGUGGCUCGACGCGUACCACGCCCGCGUCUGGGAGCGUGUCUCGCCCCGCGUGGACGCCGACUCGGAGGGCGCCCGCUGGCUGCGCCGAGUCACGCGCCCGCUCGCCGAGCAAGGGGUGCGGGGCUUGCCGCCCUCUAGGACGGCCGCAGUGGCAGAGGCCGCCGCUGCGUUAUAG